AUGGCAUCAAGCUUGGAACACGACGGAGCAGGGGUCAGCAGCAUUGACCUCCAGGCGUUCGAACCAGAGCCUCCAACGUACGACAAUGCAUUCCCUGCUCUGUCAGCUGAUGCUCGGCCAGAGUUGGUGCCCUCUGUUGCCUGGCAGCCCAAAUUUGUCACUCGACAGUCCAAGUGUACUCAGGUGUUCACUGUCCCACUCGAAGAACGCAAGUUCAAGGAGAUGAACGAGCGCCAGUUUGGAGAAGAGAGUGACCAAAUGAAAAUAUGCAAGGAAAUCAUGCAAAAAACUGGGGUGUCCAUUGAGCUGAGUUUGGCCAAAGAUCAGAGUAUGACCGUUGUAAUCACUGGACGACAGGACGCUGUGAUGAAAGCUCGCAGAGAAGUGGUCAACAAGCUGCAGACGCAGGCUUGUGUUGUACUCAACAUUCCACGAGAGUAUCAUCGCUUCAUCCUGGGGAAAAGUGGCAAGAAACUGCAGGAGAUUGAGCUGACCACCGCCACCAAGGUCUCUCUCCCUCGCGCUGACGACAAGAAUAGCAAUCCCAACGAGAUCCGCAUCGUCGGCGCCAAGGAGGGGAUCGAUAAGGCAAGGCAUGAAAUUGAGGCAAUCCACGAAGAACAGGCAAAACUGGCGUUUGAGCGACUUCCGAUUCCAAAAGUAUACCAUCCGUUCAUCUGUGGGCCCAACAAGGAGAACAUCAAUCGGCUGAGCGAGGAGACAGGGGCCAAGAUCAGCGUGCCCCCUCACAAGGAUGAGAUUGUGGUGUCUGGCGAGAAGGAUGGGGUGCUCCGCGCUAAGCAGGCUAUCAUGGCAGUCUAUGAGGAAAAGAAACGAAAAUGCCAAACUAUUUCUGUGGAGGUGAAGAAGUCGCAGCACAAGUAUGUGGUCGGGCCACGCUACGCCAACAUUCAGGAAAUCCUGGCCAAUACUGGAGUUUCUGUCGAGGUGCCAGAUCCAAACUCUCCAUCGGAGACCAUCACACUGAGAGGCGAGCAGGAGAAACUGGGUCAAGCCUUGACCGAAGUUUACAGCAAGGCCAACAGUGUGGUCUUUUCCAAUGUGACAGCUCCCGCCUGGCUGCAUCGGUUCAUCAUCGGCAGAAAAGGCAGCAACAUCAAGGAGAUCACAGAGAAUUUCCCAACGGUUCAUAUCGAGUUCACCGAAGGACAGGACAAAAUCACAGUGGAAGGACCCCCUGAGGAAGUCAACAAGGCUGCAGAGAAAUUGAAUGCCUUUGUUGCUGAUCUGAUGACCCGGAUGGACUUUGCAGAAAUUCAGGUUGACCAAAAGUUUCACAAACACAUCAUCGGGAAAAGUGGAGCAAAUAUCACGCGGAUCAAACAGGAAACAGGAGUGGCCAUCCGGAUUCCCUCGGAUGGGGACAACAGCAACAUCAUCCGCAUUGAAGGGGAGCCACAGGGAGUGAAGAUUGCUAAAGAACAACUGCUGGAAAUGGCCAACAGAAUGGAGAAUGAGAAGACGCGAGACAUCAUCAUCGAACACAGAUUUCAUCGACAAAUUAUUGGAGCCAAGGGAGAGAACAUUAAAGAAAUCCGGGACAAGUUCAACCAGGUACAGAUUACAUUCCCUGACCCUGGCAAGAAAAGUGACGUUGUCACGUUACGAGGACCAAAGAAUGACGUCGACAAGGCCCACAAACAUUUACAGAACUUGGCCAAAGAUUUGGUUGAGAACAACUACCAAGCCCAGGUACACAUUUUCAAGGACUUCCACAAAAACAUCAUUGGCAAAGGAGGAAUCACCAUCAAAAAGAUCAGGGAGGAGACUGAUACCAAGAUUGACCUGCCCAGCGAGAACAGCGACAGCGACGUCAUCACCAUCACCGGCAAGAAGUCCAAUGUGGAGAAGGCACAGGCCAAGAUCGAAGCCAUUCAGAAGGAGAUGGGCAACAUCAAAGAAAUCACCAUAGAAAUUCCUCAGAGACUGCACAACUCUCUGAUCGGAGCCAAGGGCCGAUUUAUCCGCUCCAUCAGUGAGGAGUGUGGGGGCGUCAUGAUCCGCUUCCCCCAGGAAGGGGCUAAGAGUGACAAGGUGACGAUACGAGGGCCCAGUGCCGAUGUUGACAACGCCAAACAACAGCUUCUGGAUUUGGUCAAUGAGAGGAAAGAGUCUGGUUUCACAGCAGAAGUGAAAGCAAAACCACAGUAUCACAAGUUUUUGAUUGGACGAGGGGGAGCUAAUAUCAGAAAGGUCAGAGAGAGUACUGGUGUGCGCAUCGUAUUCCCCAAUCAGAAUGACCCCGACCAAGAAACUAUUUUUAUCAUCGGCAAAGAGGAGGGAGUUAAGCAGGCCAAGGCUGAGCUGGAGUUGCUGGUGAAGAACCUGGAUAACGUGAUUGAAGGAGAGAUUCAUGUUGACCCCAAGUAUCACCGGCAUUUUGUUGCUCGUCGAGGCGAGGUGUUGCGUCAGAUUGCUGACGACUACGGCGGCGUCAUUGUCAGCUUCCCCCGCAGCGGUGUCAGCAGCGACCGGGUGGUCAUCAAGGGGCCCAAGGAUUGUAUGGAGGCUGCCAAGAAGAAGAUUCUGGAGGUUGUGGAGGAUCUGGAGUCCCAGGUGACAGUGGAGUGUGCUAUACCUCAGGCUGACCACCGGACAGUCAUGGGGGCUGGCGGAACCAACGUCCGAGAGAUCACCAGGAAGUUUGAUGUCGGUAUCAAGUUCCCUGACCGGCCUGUCCCUAAUGGAAAUUCUCCCGACGAGCCGCUGGUUAAUGGAGAUGUGAGUUCCGAAGACAACAAUUCGACUGGCCCUCGCAAGAAUGAUGUCAUCAUCAUCACUGGCAAACUUGAGAAUUGUGAGAACGCCAGACAAGCGCUGCUG
Molecule: messenger RNA, 2844 nt
Organism: Candidula unifasciata
Lineage: Eukaryota; Metazoa; Mollusca; Gastropoda; Stylommatophora; Geomitridae
Source: the annotation of a GenBank genome assembly